AUGAAUAUGAUAUUGUUCGAGCUCUAUCCAAGGCUAAAAUCGGAGAAAUAUAUUGCGUUUUGCAGGUUUAUUUGCGAUUUAAGCCCCUACAAUACUUUCGAGCAGUUACGUUCUCAGAUGAUUUUGGUAUGCCAAUGGCUGCUCACCGAACGAUUUUUGGACUGUGCACAGCUGGGACGAGAUUUAGUGCUAUCCUUGAUGAGGGUUUCGAAAAUACCUGCAUUUGUGGCGAUCUGGAAGCAGCUUCUUUAUACACCUAAUAAAUUAGGGCUUGCCGUAGGAGUGGAAGAACUGAUGAGUCGACCCUGUCCACAUACAUUUCCACUUUUUCGUAUGUCGGUAGCGAUACAGCGAAAAUUGGAAUUCAUGUUCACGAAGGUGAAGCCCGGCCUACACGAGCGACAUUUGGAAUGGUUCAAAAAACAGUAUUUAUCGAGUCAAGAUGCUGGUAAUCUUCGUGUAGAGCUGAUCCGUUCAGCGAUAUUUCUCUCCUGUGGUGAAGCUUUGCAAACGGGCCAUGAAAUGAAAGCAAUUUUCAUUGCCUCAAUGUUUCCGCAAACAAAUAAUGUGGUCGAGCAGCAGUGGAAGCCCGCGUUUCAUGUACUGCGUCAUUUAUUGCAUGUGCAACCGUUGCUUGCUAAUUCUGUUGUUGAUUUUAUGAUCCGAAUAUGUACCGAAUUGCAUCCACCACUGCAGCAACGGCUAGUGAAUUCAGUAACAAAUUCGUUCAAAUUUCUCAUCGAUCAUAAUGUUUUAGGCAAAAUCACUAACACGACAAGCACACAUCAUACUGUUGGUGAUAUAAAAUUUUACAGGUCACCAUUUGUAAUAUCCGAUAGUCCGGUGCUCCAGAAAAGUGUACGAGAAGCUUUUCGUGAUACUUUUCGAGGUCUGUUCCGGCCAGUAACUUUUAUGAAUCACUUUUUUUUUUCAGAUCCUGGAGAAGUAGCAGUAGUAGCAACAGAUGUAGAACCCGCGCCAAGCGAAACAAGUGCAGCAGUAACGGAGGAUACGCCAACAACAGAACUAUCACAAACCGAAGGUGGUGCUGGUGAUUCUGUUGAUGAUGAAUACGGACUGUCAUGUGAGGAAAAAGUAAUGACAUUAUUGGCAGCAGUUAAGGAAGAAUUUCGUGAACCAAUCGAGAAUUUAUCAAAUGCAAGAAAGGCGGACACUGAUACAAGAUGUGAACUGAUGCAGAAACUGCUUUCCACCAUUUUUGACAAUGUAAGUUUACAGAUGAAGGAUACUUUAUCUUGUUCAGCUGGACCAUUCCAUUUCAGUGGGAGUCUUCUUUUUUUUUGUUUUGCUUGAUC
Gongylonema pulchrum is the source of this 1316-nucleotide messenger RNA. The record is from the annotation of a GenBank genome assembly. Lineage: Eukaryota; Metazoa; Nematoda; Chromadorea; Rhabditida; Gongylonematidae.